AUGAAGGCUAAAGUAUCGACAUUACGAAUUGUCGUACUUGGAGCUGAAAACGUAGGCAAAUCUGCUAUCACUGUGAGAUUCUUGACAAAGAGAUUCAUUGGCGAAUACAGUUCGAUUACAGAUCACACCUACCAUACAGUAUGGAAUGCCAGAGACGAAACAUUCAACAUAGAGAUUACAGAUACGUCACCGCAUUCGGAAAACGUGAGCGACUAUCAUCAGAAUGUAUCAAGAGAAGACGGCAAUGCCUUUGUCAUCAUCUAUAAUGUGGCUGAUGGAGCAACAUUUUAUCAUGCCAAAAGUGAAGUGGAGAGACUUCGGAGAAAUCCUAACACAUCACAUCUUCCAAUACUGCUUCUUGGAAACAAAACAGAUCUUGAGCAUCUACGCGACGUGAGCGUGAGUGAAGUACGCCAGACAGCACUUUGCUACAACUGUAAAUUAUAUGAGGUCUCUGCUGCAGAAGACUUUCAGGCAAUACACGUGGCCUUCCGGGAACUGAUUGCUCAUGCAAUAGUUAUUGAUAAUCAGUAUGCAAAGCCUGUUAAACGCCGACGUAGCAUACUUGGUAACGUUUCCAAACGACUGAGUUCUGUAUUCAAACGAAAGAGUUUGGAAGAUUUGAUUUUCAAACGACGAUCUGGUAUUCCAGUACAUACGUGCACGAGAAGAUCGAUCUAG
This is a messenger RNA of Lottia gigantea (owl limpet), 681 nucleotides long. RefSeq lists its product as hypothetical. The coding region runs from base 1 to 681 and encodes 226 amino acids. The record is from RefSeq and is a predicted model, not a curated record. Gene Ontology annotation, molecular function: GTPase activity; GTP binding. The transcript is spliced from 4 exons. NCBI's taxonomy places the organism in Eukaryota, Metazoa, Mollusca, Gastropoda, Lottiidae.